Molecule: messenger RNA, 2220 nt
Organism: Saccoglossus kowalevskii
Lineage: Eukaryota; Metazoa; Hemichordata; Enteropneusta; Harrimaniidae
Product: tripartite motif-containing protein 2-like
Molecular function (GO): protein binding; zinc ion binding
Source: RefSeq, a predicted model, not a curated record
AUGGCGACUGCUGAGUCAAAACUACUGGAUGAAUUCAACGAAAAUUCCCUGAUCUGUGCUAUAUGUUCAGAGCGAUACAGAGAUGCGAGAAUUCUGCCGUGUUUACACAGCUUCUGUGAGCAGUGCAUCGGUAAGCUGGCUGCGAAAGCCGGUGGGAAGACCGUCCUAUGCCCCACAUGUAGAAGGGGUCACGACCUAACCGACGGACUGGCAAGUAUCCCUAAAAAUUUGUUUCUUACUGAACUCGCUGGGUUGAUUGAAAAUGAACGAGGUGGCGAUUCUACAAAAGUAGUCAAAUGUGGCAGUUGCCUGAAAGCAGCACCCCAGACUUGGUGUCUGGAUUGUGCAGUUGGACUAUGUGUCGAUUGCACGCAGGGACAUAAACAACUUUCUUGUUUAAAGAAUCAUCGUCUGAUGUCACUUGAAACGUACAACAAUACACGAGCCACUGACCCUGCUAAAGUGCAGCCCCCAGUUUACUGUAGCAAUCACCAUGACAACCAAGUCAAGUUUUACUGUGAUACAUGUGAUAUCCCCAUAUGUUUAGAGUGCACUGCUCUGGACCAUAAACUGACUGAGCAUAACUACCGAUACCUGAAUGAUGCGGCAUCAGAAUAUAAAGAGUACCUAGUAGAAAUGGUGGACACACUACAAGAAAAAGAACUGCAGGCAAACGUGAGUAAAGAGGAAGUGAAAAAAACGUCAGAAUCUCUGAAGAACCAAUUUCAAAAAGAAGAGAAGAAAUUGAAUGAACACACUGAAAAAACAAUUAAAGAAAUCACAGCCAAGAUCCGUGAAAAUGGAAAUCACCUGAUGGUGGAGAUGAAGCGUGAAUACGAAUCCCGGAAACAAAAUUUGCAAGCACAAAUUAAAGAACUUGAAAUAGCUGAGAAUGAUAUGAAACAUGCACGUGACUUUGGGAAAAAACUAAUGCAUUAUGGGAAUGAUGCACAAAUGAUGUCAGCAAAGAAGGGUAUGACGUCACAGAUACGACAACUGAUAGAAGUUAACACCAAACAACACCCAGUAGAGGAGGAAUAUGUUGAGUUCCAGCGAUCUGAUUUCCAUGAAACCAAAAGCCUUGGAGUCGUACUCUAUCACAUAUGCAACUUUAAGAUCACAAAUGUGCCGAAGUAUGCUAGAAUUAAUGAAGAAAUAAAUGUUUCUAUGACAACCAGUGGUAACCAGUCCAGACCACUGGCCGUAAAAGAGAUCCGAGCUGAGCUGAGCUCACCAAGUGAGAAAGUACAGGAAGUGAAAGUUGUAGAAAACCAAGACAGGACAAUAUCUCUAAAAUGUCAUUGUAGUGUAGAAGGAAAACAUGAAUUGUCAGUCUCAGUGUGGGACAAACCAGUUGAGGGAUCACCGGCUCAGAUUACCAUAAUUCCUAAUAAGGGGUUAAUAUGUAAAUAUGGCAUAAAAGGUUCAGGCAUGGGUCAGUUUAGGGGCAUAUGGGGAGUUUGUGUAGAUGGGAAUGGUGUGACAGCUGUAUGUGAUCAAGGUAAUCAGAGAGUUCAGUUGUUUUCUUUGUAUGGGACACACCAACGUGUUCUUCAGUUCACUAAUUUUACAUCUAGGUUUGACCCACGCCAUGUAGCAGUAUCAAAGGAAAGUUACUACUUCAUAACAGAUAAUAGUAACAAACAGGUUGUUGUAUGUGAUGAAAACAGUAAGGUAAUUAGAUGUUUUGGGAAUCAGGAAUUGACAUCCCCUAUGGGUAUUGCUAUCAGUCCUGUGAAUGACAGAGUGUAUGUUUGUGAUUUCAGUGCACAUUGUAUUAGAAUCUAUACACAAGAUGGGGAAUAUGUCAAGUCAUUUGGUUCUCAAGGUAAUGGGCAAUGUCAAUUUUACUAUCCAUGGGGAAUAACCAUUGAUAACAAGGGCAAUGUCAUUGUGGCUGAACACAACAACCAUCGUAUCCAGGUGUGUAAUUCUGAUGGUGUGUUCUUAUUCAGUUUUGGCAGUCAGGGGAAUGGUAAUAAUGAGUUCAGUUGUCCGUUGGAUGUUGCUUGUGAUAACGAUGGCAAUAUGUAUGUUUGUGAUUAUAAUAAUAACAGAGUCCUGAAGUAUGAUUCACAUGGUGUGUUCGUAUCUCGUAUUGAUAGUGACCAGGAUGCAUUGCAAUGUCCUGCAGGUAUUAGUGUCACUGAUGAUAAGCCGUUUGGCCAUGUGGUAGUAGUAGACCAACGGUCUCAGUGCAUUAAAGUGUUUGCACAAUGA